AUAAACAGCAUGUCAACGCCGUUUGGUUGUCACCAUAUGAGCCGCCGCCGUCGAGAAAACCAUUGCACUUUGUUGUCUGCAUGCAGCUCCUACAAUUAUUAUAUUAAUUUCGUAAGCAAUGAAAUUUUAAAAGUUUUCUAUAAAAUAUGUUAAAACUAAACGGCAUACUACGAAAUCUAAGUAGACGUCAUCUUCCCAUAGUGGUAUGUCGUGAUUUCUCUGCAAAAACAGACGAGCAAUUGACAAAAAUAAGCUCUCGCCAAAAAACCUGGCUAGAGACGCAGGAACGUUACAAAAACUAUCAGAAUGUAAUCUAUAGUUCAUAUUUGGAAACACAAGAGGAGCACAUGAGUUAUGGCCUGAAGAGAUCUUUGGUGAAUAAAAUAAAAAGGGAUAGGAGGCGCCUGCAAAAUGAAGCGAAACUGAAUAGUCUUAGCACUGGAUCCGAAAUUCCAAAUGAUUGGAUGGAAGAAUAUGAACAUUAUAGUGGACCUUUAGAUGAAAAUAAAGAAGUUAAAAACAAAAUGGGUACAGCUGAUGCCACAAUACCGUCUUCCAAUGUCCCCUGCAAUGGUUGUGGAGCACAUUUGCAUUGUAAUCACCACACAAGACCGGGCUUCCUACCGGUGGAAAUUUUCAAAGGCCGCACCACCAAAGAACUAAAGACCAUUAUUUGCCAACGUUGUCAUUUCCUGAAGCACUACAACAUUGCCUUGGACAUAGAGGUGACGCCAGAAUCAUACGUUGAAACAAUAUCCCGCAUUAAAAGUGAAUUCGCCCUGGCAAUAGUCAUUGUAGAUCUUUUAGAUUUCCCCAGUUCAAUUUGGCCGGGUAUGCAUGAGGUUCUGGGACCUAAACGUCCAAUAUUUGUAGUGGGUAACAAAGUAGAUCUGUUGCCGCGGGACAGCAAUGGUUACCUGGAUCAUGUGAAACAAUGUCUAAAAGACGAAAUCGUUAAGACCGGAAUCGAUAGACUCAAUAUUAAACAUGUCAGCUUGAUAUCGGCUAAAACUGGUUAUGGCAUUGAGGAACUUAUAACACAAUUGCAAAAAAUAUGGGCCUAUAAGGGAGAUGUCUAUCUGGUUGGUUGUACAAAUGUUGGUAAAAGUUCACUGUUUAAUAUUUUGCUCAAUUCUGACUAUAGCAGGCCACAGGUUUCGGAUCUGAUACCAAAAGCAACAACAUGUCCCUGGCCUGGUACGACGUUGCAGAUGUUGAAAUUUCCCAUCUAUAGGCCAUCGGAAAUAAGAAUUUUCCAGAGAUUUAAACGUUUGCAAUCGGAAAAGUUUGCCAAAGCCGAAAUGGCAAAAUUGCGUUUGGAAAAGGCCCGCAAAACAGGUAACUUUGAAAAUGUUGUACCCAUGGGAACCAUUGGCAGAACAUAUGUUGAAAAUAAUGCCGUAGAAGUGGCAGAUCCCUUUUCGAUGGGAGAGGGAACACAACCCAUUACCAGUUUAAAUGAAAAAAGCAAAGAGUUCCAGCAGGCAAGAUGGCUAUAUGACACUCCUGGUGUUAUGCAUCCUGAUCAGAUCACAAAUCUGCUAACACCCAAGGAGUUAAUGGAGUUACAACCACAACGAAUGAUAUCACCACGAGCAUAUCGCCUAAAGCCAGGAAUGAGUUUAUUUGUGGCUGGCUUGGCACGUUUGGAUUUCAUUGGUAGCAAUUCGCAAGAAUUGGAAUGGAUACAAACUUUUUUGUUUGCUUCCUUUAAUUUGCCAACAUUGAUUGCUCGCACUGAUGGAGCUGAAGAGGUGUAUGAAAAAUAUUUAAAUACUCCACUAAUGCAUGUACCAAAAAUUAUAGAAGGCGAGAAACGUCCAUGUACGUGGCCUGGUCUGCAAUGCCAUCCCGAAGAAUUCAAAAUUAAAGGUUAUAUUUUAAAACCAAAAAUUAACGAAUUAAAUUGUUCAGCAGAUAUAACCCUAUCAUCGGUGGGAUGGGUGGGUUUACGCAUUCCCGUCGAUACGGAGUGUACAUUUAAAGCUUGGACACCUGGAGCCAAGGGGAUUUACUGUCGAAACUUAUCAUUGAUACCAUACGCAGAGCGUCUAAUUGGUAAAAAGAUAAGAAAUUCAUUAGCCUAUAAUACGUCGAAGCCUUUUAUUUUUAAGAAAUAAAAAAUUGUUUUUUAGUUUUAAAUAA
This is a messenger RNA of Musca domestica (house fly), 2145 nucleotides long. Its product is annotated as nitric oxide-associated protein 1. Gene Ontology annotation, molecular function: GTP binding. Lineage: Eukaryota; Metazoa; Arthropoda; Insecta; Diptera; Muscidae. Bases 147 to 2120 code for a protein of 657 amino acids. The transcript is spliced from 2 exons. The record is from RefSeq and is a predicted model, not a curated record.